UUCAAAUUCUUUUUAACUCAGAAAGAAAUUGUUUUCUUAGGAUUUAGUUUGAUAUUUUCUUUUACCUUUUUUUUUUCCUUUUUUAAAUACCCAUUUGUUUCUCUGAGAAAACAGUCUUCUCUUGCCAGUUACCUUAUCUCUCUAUCUAUCUCCCUUCCUCGCUUUACCUUUCCCUGUGUCUCUCUUAGGUUCUAAAAGAUUUCAGGGCUUAUCCUCUGGGGAUUUCAUUUCCCAGUUCUUUGAACCUUAAGAGAGACAUGGAAGCUGUUUUACAAACCAGAUGUCUUCUCUCAUUACCACCAAACCCAACCAGAGUGAGAGUCAGAAGCCUUUUGAACCCAUCACAAGGCUUGAAGCAGAGGCUUUUUGCUUCAAAACCCUUAGGCCUUAGUGGUUUAUCUCUAUCUUAUAAGGAAGUUCCAAGCUUUGUUGCCAAACCAAAUGGGUUGCCCCCAAAAGGGAAGAACUUCAUUUGCAAGGCUGAGGCUGCUGCUGCAACUGAUGGCCAGCCUUUGUUUGGUGAAACUCAGAAACCUAAGUUCUUGGGUAUUGAGCUUGUGACUCUUAAGAAAAUUAUCCCACUUGGGUUAAUGUUCUUUUGUAUCCUUUUCAAUUAUACAAUCCUUAGGGAUACAAAGGAUGUAUUGGUUGUGACAGCUAAAGGAAGCAGUGCUGAAAUUAUACCAUUUUUAAAGACAUGGGUUAAUUUGCCUAUGGCUAUUGGGUUCAUGUUGUUAUACACAAAGCUGGCUAAUGUGUUGUCAAAGAAGGCCCUUUUCUACACUGUGAUUGUUCCUUUCAUAGCCUUUUUUGGUGCAUUUGGGUUCAUGUUGUAUCCUCUCAGCAAUUACAUUCACCCUGAAGCACUUGCUGAUAAGCUUCUUGCAGUGCUUGGACCUAGAUUUCUGGGUCCUCUUGCAAUUUUGAGGAUUUGGAGUUUCUGUUUGUUCUAUGUCAUGGCUGAACUUUGGGGCAGCGUGGUUAUUUCUGUUCUCUUUUGGGGGUUUGCCAAUCAGAUAACUACUGUAGAUGAAGCAAAAAGAUUCUAUCCUCUGUUCGGACUUGGAGCCAAUAUUGCUCUUAUUUUCUCAGGUCGAACUGUUAAGUACUUUUCUAAUUUGAGGAAAAAUUUGGGUCCCGGAGUUGAUGGUUGGGCCAUCUCCUUAAAGGGAAUGAUGAGCAUUGUGGUAUUAAUGGGGCUGGCUAUCUGUUUCCUUUACUGGUGGGUGAAUAAGUUUGUUCCUCUUCCCACACGUAGUAUGAAGAAGAAGGAAAAGCCUAAAAUGGGAACAAUGGAGAGCUUGAAAUUCUUGGUGUCUUCCAAGUACAUUCGGGAUCUUGCUACUUUAGUGGUUGCAUAUGGUAUUAGCAUCAACCUCGUCGAAGUUACCUGGAAAUCGAAGCUCAAAGCUCAGUUUCCAAGUCCGAAUGAGUACUCCUCCUUCAUGGGUGACUUCUCAACUGCUACUGGGAUAGCGACGUUUACUAUGAUGCUACUAAGUCAAUUUAUAUUCGACAAAUAUGGGUGGGGUGCUGCAGCCCGGAUUACACCCACUGUCCUGCUUCUAACUGGAGUCGGUUUCUUUUCCUUGAUAUUAUUUGGUGAUCCACUUGGGCCUACACUUGCAAAGUUCGGUAUGACUCCACUUCUUGCAGCCGUUUAUGUAGGUGCCAUGCAAAACAUUUUCAGCAAAAGUGCAAAGUACAGUUUGUUUGAUCCGUGCAAAGAAAUGGCCUAUAUUCCGCUGGACGAGGAUACCAAGGUUAAAGGGAAGGCUGCCAUUGAUGUUGUCUGCAAUCCGUUGGGGAAGUCUGGGGGUGCUCUUAUUCAGCAGUUUAUGAUCUUGACCUUCGGAUCGCUUGCGAGUUCAACCCCAUACCUUGGAGGGAUUCUACUGGUGAUUGUUCUUGCAUGGCUAGCAGCGGCGAAGUCCCUGGAUACACAAUUCACCGCAUUGCGUCAGGAAGAAGAGCUCGAGAAAGAGAUGGAAAGAGCAGCCGUUAAGAUCCCAGUUGUGUCUGAAACCAGAAACGGUACUUUUGCCGGUGGCUCAUUGCUAAACCAGUCAGCAGGUGACUCGACUGGAAGCACAUCCGAAACAUCAACUCCAAGCAAUAUCUAGAAAACAAGCAGCAGGAAUAAGCAGCAGUUCUAGGUUACUGCUGGCUCUAAAAUUAAGUUUUUGUUAUUAUAGAAAGAAUAUGAGUAUCUAAAACUGUACUCUGUAGAAUUGCAUUUGGAUGAACAUCAAGCAAAAGUGCAAACACCCUUCUAUCUGAGUUCUUCAAA
Molecule: messenger RNA, 2290 nt
Organism: Gossypium raimondii (Peruvian cotton)
Lineage: Eukaryota; Viridiplantae; Streptophyta; Magnoliopsida; Malvales; Malvaceae
Product: plastidic ATP/ADP-transporter
Exons: 5
Coding region: 258-2123 (621 amino acids)
Biological process (GO): nucleotide transport
Cellular component (GO): membrane
Molecular function (GO): ATP:ADP antiporter activity
Source: RefSeq, a predicted model, not a curated record